Molecule: messenger RNA, 929 nt
Organism: Brassicogethes aeneus
Lineage: Eukaryota; Metazoa; Arthropoda; Insecta; Coleoptera; Nitidulidae
Source: the annotation of a GenBank genome assembly
GCACGGUGGACUGUUGACUUAACUCAAAACUUAAUUUAGUUGAUACAAAAACAUCACAGUUUAAACCGGCAUUAUUUGCUGUAUUUAGUAAAAAGUUAAGGAAAAAUAUUUAUUAAAAUGACCACGAAGCGUUCGAUGAGAUUAAGAUCUGCCGUAGACCCCUUAGAAAAGGAAAAUAUAGCCAAAAGACAAAAACUAGAGAAAACAGAAUACGAAAAACGACCUUUUAUAACAUAUAAAGGAAAAUGCAUGUAUUACACAACUUUAGUGGACUGUGCUAUAGCUUGUGAUGAGUUGUUACAGCAAGCCAAUAGGUCUGAAGAGGAAUUUGUAGUCGGAUUUGAUUUGGAAUGGCCUUUUAACUUCCAGACUGGACCUGGAAAAGUUGCGGUCAUCCAGAUUAGUCCAACUCUGGAUAAGUGUUAUAUUUUACAUGUUAGUGAGAUGAAAAAAUUGCCGAAAUCUUUAUCGGAAUUUUUGGAACAUCCCAAAGUAAUAAUUACAGGAGUUAAUAUUAAAAACGAUGUAAGAAAAUUAGCUCGCGAUUUUCCCGGGUUUAACUCGGAUAAAAUGGUUGAAAACUGCUUUGAUUCAGGUGUAAUGGCAAAAAAUUGUUUUCCGACUUCAGGAAGAUACAGCUUGGAAAAAUUAGUAAACCGAAUAUUAAAAAUGAAAAUAAACAAAGAUAAAAAAGUUAGGAUGAGUAAAUGGCAUAUAAUCCCACUAUCUGAAGCUCAACAAAAAUACGCUGCUAUUGAUGCAUACGCAUCUUUAUUACUUUACUACAAGAUAAAAGAAGCUGAAGAAAUAAAGGCAAUUAAAGAUAAAGAAGAUGAUGAAAAACAUCCUGAGGUUUUGAAAUUAUUGAAUUAAAUUUUUAAAUAGACUGAUUAUAUAUUUAUUGUUUUAUUAUUAAAAUUAUUAAAAUA